Molecule: messenger RNA, 4047 nt
Organism: Hemicordylus capensis (graceful crag lizard)
Lineage: Eukaryota; Metazoa; Chordata; Lepidosauria; Squamata; Cordylidae
Product: cholesterol side-chain cleavage enzyme, mitochondrial
Exons: 9
Coding region: 80-1651 (523 amino acids)
Biological process (GO): glucocorticoid biosynthetic process; C21-steroid hormone biosynthetic process; cortisol metabolic process
Cellular component (GO): mitochondrial inner membrane
Molecular function (GO): iron ion binding; heme binding; monooxygenase activity
Source: RefSeq, a predicted model, not a curated record
UCUUUUGAGCUGGUGCCUGGUUCCCCUUGGACAUACUUUUCUUUGCCUGUUUUCCUCUGCUUUCUUUUGUGCUGGUGCCAUGCUAGCCAGGAAUGGUUUCCGUAUGCCAACUUUUGGAAACCCCAGGAGUUUAUGGGCCUCAUUUUGGUCUGAAGAUGCUAAGCUGUCUGGAUCCAAAGGGGUCCACACAAUACCUGGAGAUGUGUACCCUUCUCCUCUUAAAGGGAAGCUGGCAAGACCCUUCAGUGAAUUACCAGGCAACUGGAGAGCCAGUUGGUUUAGCCUUUAUAACUUCUGGCAGGAAGGUGGUUUCCAUAAUGUCCACAACAUCAUGAUGCGGAAAUUCCAGACCUUUGGGCCGAUUUACAGGGAGAAACUCGGUGUCUAUGACAGCGUCAACAUCAUUGACCCAGAAGAUGCAGCGACCCUCUUUAAAUCUGAAGGCAGGUACCCGGAGAGGUUUAUGGUACCAUCCUGGCUAGCCUACCGCGACUUCCGUAGCAAGCCGUAUGGAGUGCUUCUCAAGAAUGGAGAGUCCUGGAGGCAUGACCGCCUGACACUGAACAAGGAAGCACUGUCCCUCAACGUGAUUGACAGGUUUGUGCCGCUCCUGAAUGAGGUGGGAGAAGAUUUUGUCAAGAGAGUACAAAUGCAGAUCAAAAAGAGUAACCAGGGAAGAUGGACGGCUGACCUGACCAAUGAGCUCUUUCGUUUUGCCCUUGAGUCAAUAUGCAAUGUCCUUUAUGGCACACGCCUUGGACUCCUGCAGGACGUAAUUGAUCCUGAGGCCCAACGGUUCAUUGAUGCUGUUGCACUGAUGUUCCACACUACCUCCCCGAUGCUGUAUAUUCCACCAAGACUCCUGCGCUGGAUGAAUUCCAAGACCUGGACGGACCAUGUGCAAUCAUGGGACACCAUUUUCAUGCAAGCUGACAAAUGUAUACAGAACAUCUACCGAGACCUCCGUCUAAACCGGAAAAGUACCAGAGAAUACACAGGCAUUUUGUCUAGCCUCUUACUGCAGGACAAGUUGCCUAUUGAGGACAUCAAAGCUAGUGUGACUGAGAUGAUGGCAGGAGGGGUGGACACGACCUCAAUGACCCUGCAGUGGGCCAUGUUUGAAUUGGCCCGAGCUCCGGCAUUGCAGGAACAGCUGCGGGCUGAGAUCUUCACUGCCAAAGAGGCGACCCAGGGAGAUCUGCUGAAGAUGUUGAAAUCGGUGCCGUUGCUCAAAGCUACCAUCAAGGAAACACUAAGGCUCCAUCCUGUCGCAGUAACAAUACAGAGGUACACAAUGCAAGAGAUUAUCCUUCAGAAUUACUUCAUCCCUGCCAAGACAUUGGUCCAGGUAGGAAUCUAUGCAAUGGGUAGGAAUCCCAAAUUCUUCACCAAGCCCGAGCAGUUCAACCCAGAAAGGUGGCUGACUGAUGAUCCCAGACACUUCCGAAAUCUGGGCUUUGGCUUUGGACCACGGCAGUGCCUUGGCCGCAGGAUCGCUGAGCUGGAGAUGGCAUUGUUCCUGAUCCAUAUACUUGAAAAUUUCCGGAUUGAAACCAAGCGCGGGGUGGACAUUGGGACCACUUUUGACCUGAUCUUGAUUCCAGACAAGCCAAUCUACCUGACUCUGCGGCCCCUCGACUCUUAUCCUUGAGCAAGAAGGAAUUUCCCAGCAGCCGUUGCAACAAGGCACAUGGACCCUUUCGGAGGCAUUCUGAGCCACCCAAUCAGCCCACAAAUAGUGCUACCAAAACGUAGCCCUGGGGUCCGAGUAGCAGCUUGCCACUAAGUGUACAACCCAAGACACCAGCAUGGAGAUAAGCCAUUUGGGCAGGACUCCUCAGCUCUCAGCCAGGUUGCUCUUAGCAUAUCUCUGCAAUACAAAUAGACAAGGGCAAGGAAAAAGAAGACGACGGCCACUCCAUAGCAGUUUUCUCUCUAACAGGGAUUCCCAGAUGCUGUUGGCUACAACUCCCAGAAUCCCCAGAUGCAAUGGCUUUUGCUUGGGGAUUCUGGGAGAUGUAGUCAACAACAUCUGGGAAUCCCUGUUAGAGGGAACACUGCUCACCAGGUCUUCCUGUAAUUUCAGUGCCCCACUAGAUUUGACCGUGGCAGACUGAGUGUGCCCCAAUCAUGUAGAGAGCUGGGUAGGGCAGCCAUACUUUUUGAGCAAAAGGGACACCCACAAUGGACCCCUUUUGCUCUAAAAGUAUAGAUUCCCUACCCAGAACAGGCACCGAUGCGGUGACAUCAGUAUUCUGCGUCACAGCCCGCAACGGGAGGCAGGAUGGGCAGCCGAGCUGCAUGUGAGUAGGUGACACAAGUGGCAGGGAUCAUGGCCGUGGCAGAGCAUGGCCUGCAGGCAUCAACGGCCCAUAUGCCACUGCCCCUGCACCCCCUAUUGCUACUCUGAAUGUUUGUAUGGCCCACAAAAGGGAAAAGGAAAGAUUGUGCCGUCGAGUCGGUGUCGAGUCGGCGCCGACUCCACAGAGCCGUGUGGUAGAAUACAGGAGGGGUUUACCACUGCCUCCUCCCGCACAGUAUGAGAUGGUGGCCCACAAACAUAGUCCCAAAUCCAAGUCAGAUGAAAACAUACAGUGAGCAUGGUUUAUUAUAUUGCAGGUUUUACUACAGCCUUAGAAGAGAUUUUCUAUCUCCACUUUUGUGUGGUUUCCCCCAGGGCAUUCCGAUCAGUUUUCUGUUUCCUGGCGCCUUUCAGACAGACACUGAGCAUCACUCACAACGUUUCAGUGUUUUGUGUUGCUGUGUGUAAAGUCCGUUAAAAGCCAACUGUGGGUGCUUGUAGUUUGUGUGUGUGCACAGUAUUAGUUGUCGGUGUAAUGAUAUUGGCCUAUGGCCAUAAGAAAAGGUUUUAUUUGAUAACACUUAGGCCUGGUUUACAUAUCAUGGUGGCACCGCAGGCUUGGCAGUACUGAACAGGGGUGGAACUGUAACUGGGAAAAGAGGCUCUGUGUGCGCUGUGCUCUGCAUCCAGGAGCCACCGAGCUCCCCCUCCCUUUGGCCGGGGCUUCUGCUGCCGCUUGCAGCUGCUGCCACCAACCACCUCCUUCGGCCACUUGCCCAGUUCUGCCCAACCUCCUUCCAUUGGCCAGGCUCCUGCCCAAUGAGAGGAGGGUGCGCACACACUCCUGAUGGGCCACGUGCACACUCUUGUUCUAUUGGCUGAGAGCUCUCCUGUUUAGCUUGGGAGGCCUCAUUGACACGCUGGCUUAAACUCUGUUUGGACCCUCAGGGACCUUCCUAUGUUCAUUAUAGGUGGAGAGACACCUCCCCUACCCCAUGGUUGUCUGUUGUCACCAAUAAAAUGCUGGGCAUGGGGCUUUCUCCCUCUUACAUUCCCCCCCCCCCGGGAUUUGCAAAGGUGAAGGCUAUUGUCAUUCAGCACCUAAAGGACGUUGAGUACCAAUGCCUAGUUGACCUUGGAAAUACAGUAAAUGUUGUUCCCCUUUAUACCUUGGCAUUUCUCUUCCAGCUGGGAAACAGGCUGCUAGAUUCUCUUCCAGCUGGGAAACAGGCUGCUAGAUAUCUAACCACCCUUCACUUUGUUAAAUUUAGGUCAGCCUUUGCUAGGGCUAGGCUGAAUGUCCUACCUUCAGCUUUGCUUCAAAGAAGGUUCUCUAAAGAACCCCGUUUCGGGGUUGUGUCCAUGUAGGGAGGGCAGCUUGGAAACACUCACACAUAUUCUUCUAUAAUGCUCCCUCUGCCGCGAUUCUAGGAGUGAAUUAUUGUAUCCAUUACUAGAGCAAUUCCCUGGUAGGCCUGAUUAUCUUAACUACUGUUUGGCUGAUACUAAUGAUGAAGUCACCAAAGUGGUAGGUCACCAAAGUGGUAAGUCACCAAAUUUAUAUGUAGGGCGAUGAGACAGAUAUCCCGUCAUGGUCUUUUAUAGUUUGAUUUUAUGGUAAUUUUAGGGUUUUUUUCUGUGUACGUAUUGCUAUAUUUACUCUAUUUAUUGUAAUUCUGAACGGCUGUGUUAUUGUCACUUCUGUUUCUGUUUGGCCUAUGGCUGCAAUAAAAGAACUACUACUA